UGAUCUCUAGUCCUGUAGAAUAGUGCCCUCUGCAGGCUAUUUGAUAAAGCAAACUCAUUAAGCCGUAGUUCAGGGAAAACUUCACUAGGUUCAACUGCCUGUAGGUUGUUUAGUGGGAGUUAAAUGUCCUCAUCAAGGGCCUCGAAUGCCCUACUUUGCUGCCCUACACCUGUCAUUUAAACUCUUACCUGUAAAACGCUCUUUCCCUUCUCCCCUCCUUCCUUUCCUCUAUUAUAUAAAAUGGGUUCCUGUCACACAAGGCAUUGAGAUUUGUAUUUGUAUUGUAGACAUGACAUCCAUUCUGUCGGUCUCAUCUGUUCUGUUGGUUCUAAAGCUCUGCUCAGGCGAGUGGUGCUACCAGAGCCAGUUUUCCUGUCAGGACGCAUGUAGAGUUCCUUCGGAGUGGAAGAAUGCGUUUCCUAAUUGCGGAGGUCAGAGACAAUCGCCUAUCAAUAUCGUCACACGCAAAGUGAAGCAUGAUCCAAAACUGACCAAUAUUAUCUUUGAUGGUCAUGACAAGGUUUUUAAUAUGAGUGUGGAAAACCAUGGACAUUCAGCUUACUUCACUCUCCCUCAGUCUGUGCGUCUCCUUGGAGGGGGUCUGCCAGCCGCAUACAAGGCCAUUCAGUUUCACCUGCACUGGGGAGAGAACAGCGGCCAGGGGUCCGAGCACUCUGUGGACGGGGAGCGUUAUCCCAUGGAGCUCCAUAUUGUUCACAUUAAAGAGAAGUAUGGCAGCUUGGGAGAGGCUCUAAAUGACUCUACAGGGGUGGCAGCACUUGCCUUCUUUUUUGAGGUGACCACUGGCCAAAACAAACAGCUUGACAGAGUCAUAAAGGCUUUAGGAAAAGUCCGACAUGAAGGAAACAGCAGUGAAGUUGAAGACUUUAAAUUGGGCGACAUCAUCCCACCAGCCAAUAAACUGAACUACUAUCGGUACUUGGGUUCCUUGACCACACCAGGAUGUGACCAGGCCGUCGUGUGGACGGUUUUCCAAAAGACUCUGCCCAUAAGCAAAAAUCAGCUGAUGUCAAUGGAUAAACAGCUGUUAUUCGGAACAGAAAAACCAAUGACUGGAGUUUUCCGUCCCGUGCAGAAUCUGAAUGGACGGGUUGUGUACACGUCUGUGCCAGCUCACAGUCUGUGCGUCCUGCCCAGUCUGAUCACCCUGUUUCUGUGCCUCUUUUGUGUUUUUGGACAACAAAGGUGUUUUCACUGAAUGGUAGAGACCGCAUCUCUUUUAACAAAGGAUGUUCCAUAUUAAACUUCCAGAAGCAAAGUAUACGUAAUCAGCUGAGCACUGAAGUGAAGGCACUGGGACAGAUCUCUGGCACUGACCGUGGAAAAGAGAUAUCUAUUUUCUGUGUUCACACAGCUAUUCAUAUUCUCAUUGUUACCUCUUAUGUCUUCCGAUGUGCUCUUUUAGUUGUGGCAGCUUUGGCAAUUUUUUGGGUUUCUCAUAUGUUUUCCAUUACUUUUUUGGUUAGCAUUUAAAGUAUUUUAAAAUAUAUUCUAUCUAUAGUGCCGUCAAAAGAUUAAUCUCGAUGAAUCACACUCGUCCAAAAGUUUUUGUCUACAAAUUAUGUGUAUGUACGGUGUAUAUUUAUUAUACAAGUUUAUUAAAGCAUAUAUUUUGAAAAUAUGUCCAUGCAUUUAUGUGUUUAUAUAUUUAUAUUCAUAUAAAUCAUAUCAUAUAUUGAAAUAUUUAAUA
Puntigrus tetrazona (Sumatra barb) is the source of this 1711-nucleotide messenger RNA. It is a transcript of the gene ca4c, whose product is annotated as carbonic anhydrase IV c. The coding region runs from base 146 to 1219 and encodes 357 amino acids. Gene Ontology annotation, molecular function: carbonate dehydratase activity; zinc ion binding. The transcript is spliced from 8 exons. Gene Ontology annotation, cellular component: plasma membrane. The record is from RefSeq and is a predicted model, not a curated record. NCBI's taxonomy places the organism in Eukaryota, Metazoa, Chordata, Actinopteri, Cypriniformes, Cyprinidae.